AUGAGCCCCAAGACUCUGAAGCCUGCCAGCCUUCUUGUAUUCGAGUUUCGCCUUGUACCGGCCGCCCCGGGCAUCCGUCGCGCGGCAUCUGCCAAGAUCUCGAUUCGGUUCUCUUCUGGCUCCGGCUCAGCACCACCACGACGGACUAGUCAAGAAGCGAUAUGCUUCUGGUCUGUGGUUCUCUACAUCGAGCCAAACUCGGCGGGUCGUGGUUCUUUCUGCCGGAUAGCAGGCGUUAUUCAGGCGGAUAAGGCUUUUGACUUCCAACGAGUCCGUACGGCGAUCCGAGGAGCCUCCCAGAUCUAUCCGAUGUUGCUGCGGGUCGAGCUCUACAAAGCGCACGUUGAGUUCACUGCACAAACCUUUGAGAAAAUGCUCCGGACCCUGCGCGAGGUGGAUGCCGGAUUACUUAAGGAGCUGAAGGGAACCAGCAAGCCCGAUGAUGAAAGGCAAUCACACCGCCUGCCCAGUAAGACGCUGCAUGAAUGUAGUAUGCAACUCGUCGAAUUAGGUCAGAGAUGGAGAUUCGAGAAAGAGCUCGGGGAACGGUUGAAGAAACACACCAAGUCAAAUGAGACAGCCAUGAGGGCAAUUGCAAUCCUUGCUGCACUGUCAGAGAGUCGCGAGUUCGACAUGCAGACCCUCCCGUUGAAGGUGGAGAGUCAACGCAACGUGCUCUACGGUCUGAUCGCUCCAUUUGACAAUAAUAUGCAGUCCAGGCUAGCGAGGGAAGCUCUCCGAGACUCCAAAGCAAUGAAGACGUUGUCAGUCAUCACCAUCGUCUUUCUCCCAGGGGCAUUUGUGGCCACGCUAUUCUCAACGAACAUGUUCAGUUUCCAGGAUAAUCGCCAGGAAGUCUGGAUUUAUUUCGUCAUCAGUGUGCCUUUAACCGCAGUCCUAUUGGUUGCGUGGAUUCUCUGGCUGCGAAACACACCCUACGGUAUAGAUGCAGAGGAGAGGGGCGCACUUUUGAGUCAGGCCAAGGAUGACGAAGUGAAGAGAAGGAAGACAGACUGAGUUAUACCUGCUUUGGUGAUGCUGUCAUCAAGAACACCGGUGAUAGAAUAGGCAUAAGUGAGUUAAAGCUAAGAGAACAGGUUCAGCGGGAAUGGAUUAUCAAUAUAUGCCAUUCUGCGGAAGCUGUAUAGCUGUUUUGAUCUGACCAGGAGAACUCAAAGACUGUCAUUUGUAGUCGGCACCAACAUGAGAGGCUAGGUGGGUUAU
Aspergillus fijiensis CBS 313.89 is the source of this 1224-nucleotide messenger RNA. RefSeq lists its product as uncharacterized. Gene Ontology annotation, molecular function: metal ion transmembrane transporter activity. The coding region runs from base 1 to 1017 and encodes 338 amino acids. Gene Ontology annotation, biological process: transmembrane transport; metal ion transport. Gene Ontology annotation, cellular component: membrane. The transcript is spliced from 4 exons. NCBI's taxonomy places the organism in Eukaryota, Fungi, Ascomycota, Eurotiomycetes, Eurotiales, Aspergillaceae. The record is from RefSeq and is a predicted model, not a curated record.